Messenger RNA from Acanthaster planci (crown-of-thorns starfish), 4893 nucleotides. Its product is annotated as glutathione S-transferase C-terminal domain-containing protein-like. Gene Ontology annotation, cellular component: cytoplasm. The record is from RefSeq and is a predicted model, not a curated record. NCBI's taxonomy places the organism in Eukaryota, Metazoa, Echinodermata, Asteroidea, Valvatida, Acanthasteridae.
UUGCACAUGGCCAUCGUUGAUGGCACGCUUUUCCGAAAUGACACCGGUAGGGUUAGUUUUUAAACAGAAGCCCGUGUAUGGCACACUAGAGAACAAAUGUGGAAUAUCGCACAACUCAUCAGAUAGACCUCUGUGGGAGUCGCAGUCCCAGUUGAUAUGAUUAGCCAUACGGUCUGUGUAAGCAUGGAGGAAGAGUUUGUGUCCUUCCUCCAUGGUACGGUAUAAGUGUAACACAGAUCAUCCUACCGCCGGUCUGGUAGUAAGCGACCCUACAUGAGGGGAUUGAUUUUGGAGGCGAAGCCUAGCCUGAAUCAGAGACAGUCUGGAAAAUGACAGUAGUAACGUAAGGACCAGUGGAUAGAUUGGGAGCACAGCCACUUCCAUUGUGGUACCCCUCCCCCAUUAGAUAUCUCAGCACAGACCUCAACUAUUGAAGCAUGAUUGAUGUACGGCCAGUAUUGUCAUGCCUCAAGAUACGUAGGCCACAAAAGACCAAUGUUUAGCAACCCCAUCUAUAACUGCAGAGAGCAAUGCACAACCAGGGGAAAGACAGUGAUUUGUCACUGAAGGAGAGGCUGUACCUACCAGUUAAAGGGAGGUGUCUAGCCAGACAGACGCAGACAGUUCUAUUCCUGUGCCAGUACUGUGGCCAUGACUCAUUUGAUGUCAUUCUCGUCCAGACAGCAGCUGAUCAUGACGGAAAGUUGAACCUCGGAGGAAAGUGCAGAGAGGUCUCUAGUCCUCAGGAGACAGCAUGCCAGGGUUUAGAUCCAUCCCAAAGACUGGAUGCCCAAGUGGGUCUUGGUGGUGAUGUUGGACCCCUCGAUGAUGAGACUGUUGAAGUACCUUCUGUGGGACAAGCCAAGGGUGUUGAUGAGCUUUCUCCAGGAUAUGUUUGUCUUAGAUUGAAACACUCAGUGGCAAAAUUAAGUUUAGAGGAACCUGAAGAAAACACCAGUUCAGCAGGGAUUUCUGAAAUUGGUUUGAACAUGCAAUUACCUCCAGACCUUGAGGCCAGUUUGAAACAUUCCAAGGAUAUUGAUUGGCUGGCUCAACAGUGCCAGCUGCCUGCUAUCAUUGGAUCGGGAGGCCUCACCUGCUUCUCUGGACUGUGUACUGUCUUGAGGAGGAUUGUCAAGAAGGCACAUCAGAGACACCCGGAAAAGAAACUUGAAGCUCUUUUGGGCUUCAAUCAAGCCUGUCUCAAGAAAUGCUCAGAGGUCAGCCCCUGGACCAAAAUAUGUGAGGUUGACAUCUACCAGGACCUAGAAGUGAACAGUGCUCUCCCACAAGCAAUCCUAGAGCUGGAGAAACAACUGGCAAGCCCCACAGUCAUCUCCAGUAAACUUCUGGGCAAAGCAAAGAAGAAAAAGCAAGCUACGGUUGGUCGGCAGAGCGAGAGAGCCGAGCAAGGGGAGAUUCAGGAGUUGGAGUCGUUUUUCCACUCCAACUCCUUGCAUCUGGUGGACAAGCAUCAGAUAAAAAUUGCCAAGAGCUUGUACAAGGAGCAACUGAAAUCAGAGAUCUCGAAGAACUGUACAAAUUCAAGCUGUCGUCUCGUUUCAGGAGAUGAGCAACCUGGUAGUAUUUCCCUGGAAAGGAAUGGCUCAAGCAACGAACGACCCCGCUCGCAAAUGAAGAGAACUGGGCUUAAUACUUCUUCAGCUUGUAGCCGAUUCAUAACAUCACCUUGUAAGAAGAAAUCCGGUGUCACGGCUGGAUCUCCAGCACCUCCCAAGCACCUCUUUGCGCAAGGCCCCUACAUCACCCUUUGCGAUUUUGCACUCUUCCACAACCUGCACACCUUUCUUCAGAGCUGCAUGGAAGAAGGUAAGGGUCAUGACCCCUGUAGGGGUAUUCCACUUGUCUGUAGGUGGUACAAGAGGAUGUGGAAUGUGCCAAGCGUGAGGGAAUGUGCUUUACACUGUGGUUUGAAAGACUUCUUUUUUCCUGAGGAAAUCAUACUGAGUGACUACAUAGCAGAGGUCAAACCAGAGGUCACAAAUGAAGACAGCACUGGGAUAAUCGCAGACAAGAUAGAAGCUGUUCAAAUCAGUCGACUACCCAGUAUGAGGAAUCGUGUUCCAGAAAUCAUCAGAGAGUUACAAGUCAUUGGCAUCAAGAUCACCGUAGAUGACUUCCCUGUUGAGAAUAUCCAGCUUCCAUGGGACACCUUUCCAGAAUAUGUCAACCCUUCGAAAGAUGUGUCUGAAGAGAGAGCAAUGCGCAAGAGGCAGCAGAUAGAGAACUUGGUGGCAGCCGUCAAGAUGAUCACCAAAUCGGGAGACAUCAUAGUUGACUUCUGCAGUGGUGGAGGUCAUGUUGGAAUAGCUCUUGCACAUUGCCUACCAGACUGUCGCGUCAUCAUGGUGGAGAGCAAUGAGGAGUCAGUGAAACGUGUCGAGGCCAGGAUACAGGGCACCAGACCAAGCAACAUCUCCUUAUGCCAGUGCAAUUUGAACUACUUCACCGGCAGGUUUGACAUUGGGGUUUCCCUCCAUGCUUGUGGGGUUGCAACAGACAUGGUCCUGGAAAAGUGUCUCAGGAACAGAGCAGCAUUUGUCUGUUCUCCUUGUUGCUAUGGAUCUGCAAGGGACUCGCACCUCAUCAAGUACCCACGCAGCCAGCGCUUUCAGGGGUCAGCUUUGACCUACAGGGAUCAUCUAUUGGUCAGCCAUGUUGCAGAGCAGACUUCAAGAAGUUUUGAAAGUGAAAUGGCGAAGCAGGCUAAAGUCUGCAUGUCAAUUCUGGACACGGACCGUGCUGAGGCAGCUCGGGAGCAAGACUACCAUGUGGGGUUGUAUUCCAUGUGUCCCGCGACCUGUUCCCCCAAGAACAACCUCCUAGUGGGUAUGCCAUGCAUCAGUCGAAACAGUCUUGUGUAGGUGAUAGGCCUACUUCAGGAAGGCAAAGAUUUCAGACAUGGAUUUCAUACAUGAGUGGGUAUCCAGCUUGCUUAAGUAAUAUUUGAAUUUGACAACAUUUCAAAUGUUUGACCUACAACUGGAAAAGGUUGUUUGUUUAUUUCAAAUUUUACAGUUUUGUCAGCAGAUUGUGAAAUGCUGUUUUUUUAAAGUACUAGUGGCAAAUGUACGCUAUAAAAACCAGUUUGUACAGUUUGGUUGUGAAUUAUGUGCACGUACGUAUUGAAGUUACUUUGAGUUUACUUGAACUGUUUUGAAAAUUUGACAGAAAUAUUGUCUGCCUUUGAGGACUCCAAGUUCCUCUGUUGCUUGGCCCUGCUUUGUAUUGAUUCCAUUAGCUCAGUACUGUAAGGUCCUUACAGCAGUCCCUUGAUUUUCAACAAAUAUUCUUAGAACUUUAUUCUGGUUUGAAAAAAAGUUAUUUAAUUGAAAUAAUAUGUUGUAGACUAUUUCAUUAGUAGAACUUGUUUAGAGUCCAAUACAUUUGAAUUUCACCAAAUGUUCUUCCGGGGUUUCAUGUUUUUAGGAACAUUUUUCAGUAACAACCUUCUAGUGCAAUUUUUAAUGAGAACCUUUUAGCACAGUGAUUUGCAUUCUUUUUUGUCCUUGUAAUUCUCCUUAAAAGUUUAUGCAGAUUAGAUCUUGUUCAGUUUUUCUUCUAAAUUUGAAUAUUUCAGUUUUCCUGUAGCCAUGCACGUGUGCUUACAUUUUGUGCAAAUGAUUGAUACCAACAUUAAAUAAAUAAACAAAUAUGCACUUUCAGUGCUGUUUUUGUUGAUUAUGAUCCAUGCUAUUGAGCAUAAUAUUUGUAUAUUUUCAAUGCAAAUUAUUUCAUUCUUCCCUUUUUACCAACAAAACAGAAUUAUAGCAACUCAUUAAUCAGCCAUACAAUAUUAGUGUUAAAGUAUCUUCAUUUAAUCUAAACAAAUUAAUGUUAUCCAAAAGUGGAAUUUCCUAGUCCAUUCCUCAUAAUGUUUUCCCUUGAUUAUGCAAAGUUUGACAGGUCGUACAUGUCACAAAAAGGUUAGAUUAUUUCAAUUCAAGUUUACAGUCCAAAGUUUGUUCUUAUAUUGAGAGGGGCUCUUGAAACAACAAUUUCAUCUCUCUCACAAAAAAUAGGAUUAAGAUUACAAACGACAUGGGCUACGAGGUUUAAAAAAGAAAAGACACUUCAUGGCCAUGACAUGAUGUUGUUUUACUACAAACCUUGAAAUUGCACCUUUUUGCCACUUUAAUCUGUAUUUUGGAGCCUUUUAUGCUCAUGCAAAUUUGCAAAAUCCUGAGCAAACCCAUGAUAUCAACCCAGGCACUGAACUUCCAAAAUGCAUUAUCUGUGCACAAAAACCUAUGGAAUUGUUUUACAUUUUUGUUGUAAAUUUGCAUUUCUUUGGUAAUUUUUGUUGUAUAAAUAUAUGGCAAUAAGGCAAGCUUUUCUCAGAAAUGCUCGAAAGCAAGUAUGGGGUAAAACAUGAAUACCGAAUAGUGUCUUCCCUGAUUUACAUCACAGGAACAGUGCCCUUGCUUGUCCAAAAAAGCUCCGAAUAUUUAAAAUGUUUCAAAAAGCUCUUUUAAAUACACGUAACUCUAAAAAGAGUUCAGCUGUUUCAUACAUUGAAGAUGAGUACAAAGGUACACAGAGAGUGAGUCUAAGAAGAAUAGAUCGCAUGGAUUCUUUAGAAAUACAUUUUUCGAAAGUUAACCACUGCACAACUGAAGCUAGCUUAUUUUGCCUCAAGGGACAAGGCGGAAAGGUGUACUUUUGUUUAUGACGAGUCUCUCGGAAAUAGAUAUUUGUCGUUUUACUGUAAAAUAAUCACAUUAUCAUUCAACCUAUAAAAUCUUUUUACUUCUGUACAAGAAAAGUUAGCGUUCAAACAUUCAUUUGUUAAAAUGGUUCACACCAUAUACUGCACAGUUAAUAUAAGUAGUAAUUGACACAAUAAAGUAUGAUAAAAAAUGGUCAAGAACA